GGGGCUGGCUGAGGCCUGGCAGCCUUGCCCCGCUCCUUCUUACGCAUGCGCGACUCCGAGCUGGCCCAAGAAGUUCGUAGCCUUUGUCAGGCCCGGGAUGGGAGGUUCCAGCCUCGUAGGACCAAGCCAGGCUCGAGAGUGAGGAAAAAUCCCGACCCGAGCUGAUCGAAGCCUUCCAGCAGAGCCCCCGGAGGGAGGGCAGGAAGGAGGACGACGAGGCCGCGGGGGCUUCUCGCUGUUCUGCCCGGAGAAGUCUGAACUGGGUGGGAGAUCAGAAUAUUCGGAACCCGGAGCAGGUAGUGAUCAUGGAGACCGACUUGGCCGACAAGCCUGAGAAGAGAGCUCUGUCUUCCCAGGACUCUCCCUUUUCCCCAGAGCAGAGCACAGAAGAGGGAGAAGUGGCAGCUCUGCGCCUCACAGCUAGAUCCCAGGCAUCAGUGACGUUCAAGGACGUGGCCAUGGACUUCACCCCAGAGGAUGUGGGGAAGCUGGAUCCCACACAAAGGGAGGUGAUGCUGGAGAACUAUAAGAACCGUGGUCUCGCUUUAGCUAAAGGACUCACUUGGCUUCCAGUUUCUAAACCUGAGAACUACAAUUUGGAGAGUGGAAAAGAACCAAUGGUGCUUGAGAGAAAAGCCCCCAAAAGCAGCUACUCCGACCUGGAGAUUAAACCUGAGGGCAAAGACUCAACUUCAGUGCAAGAUCUUUCCAAUGAAUCAUGCCAGACUGCAAUAAUAGAUAGACUGACAAGGGAUAGUGUCUAUGACUCCAGCUUAGAAACAGGUCUUGAAUGUGAAAACUGGCUAGAGAAUCAGCAAGGAAAUCAGGAGAGACACUUGAGAGAAAUGCUCAGCCAUGUGAAUUCACUCCCCGAAGAACGAGCUCGCGAGCAUGAUGUUUAUUGGAAAAACCUGAGUCCGAAGUCUGUUCUCACUCAAGACAGAGCUCCCAGAGGAUCCUAUGCCUUCCAUACCCUUGAAAAAAGGUUGAAACAGAAAUCAAACUUAAUGAAAAAGCAAAGAGCCUGUAAAGAAAAGAAACCUCAUAAAUGCAACGAUUGCGGUGAACUCUUCACUUACCAUUCAGUGCUUAUCCGACACCAGAGGGUCCAUACUGGAGAGAAGCCCUAUAGCUGCAGUGAAUGUGGGAAAUCUUUUAGCCACAGAGCUAAUUUGACUAAACAUCAGAGAACUCAUACUAGAAUUCUCUUUGAAUGCAGUGAAUGCAAGAAGGCCUUCACAGAAAGUGCAUCCCUUGCAAUACAUCAGCGAAUUCACAUUGGAGAGAGACCAUAUGAAUGCAGUGAAUGUGGAAAAGGGUUUAAUCGAAGUACACAUCUUGUGCAGCAUCAGUUGAUUCAUACUGGGGUGAAGCCUUAUGAGUGUAAUGAAUGCGAUAAAGCUUUCAUUCAUUCAUCAGCUCUCAUUAAACAUCAGCGGACUCAUACCGGAGAGAAACCCUAUAAAUGUCAGGAAUGCGGGAAAGCCUUCAGCCACUGCUCAUCCCUUACUAAACAUCAGAGAGUUCAUACUGGAGAAAAGCCAUAUGAAUGUAGCGAAUGUGGGAAAACCUUCAGUCAGAGUACACAUCUUGUUCAGCAUCAGAGAAUUCAUACUGGAGAGAAACCCUAUGAGUGUAAUGAAUGUGGGAAAACCUUCAGCCGGAGCUCAAAUUUUGCUAAACAUCAGAGAAUUCAUAUUGGAAAGAAACCAUACAAAUGUAAUGAAUGUGGAAAAGCCUUCAUCCAUUCAUCAGCUCUAAUUCAACACCAGAGAACUCAUACUGGAGAGAAGCCCUACAGAUGCGAUGAAUGUGGGAAAAGCUUUAAGUGCAGCUCAUCCCUCAUCAGACAUCAAAGAAUUCAUACUGAAGAGCAACUCUGAAAAAUUGCUAAAUGUGAAGAAAUGUAAGUUGGCUUUAUCACUGUGUUAAAUACCUGAGUAGUUUAGGUGGGACACCCAUAAAGUCCUGCUCGAGGACCAAUUUUGUAUGCAUCUACUUUUACUUGCAUAACGGAUAGUUUUGAGCCCUAGACAGAAUGUUCUUUAUAUUCAUUGAUUUGAUCAUUAUGAAAGCUUCUGGCCAGGGAUCUCCUAUUUUGAUCCCCCACCACCACUACCAAAUAACCCUUUCAUGGAAAUUCAAGAAAUCCUUGGAAGUGGAUAACUGUAUAAUCAUUGUGAAGUCUGGUUUUUCCCUCUCUUUGUCACAUGAGAGCCUUGUUAUAGCUUCUCACUCUGUAAGGAAAUUCUUAUUUAUAAACAUAGGUGGAGGACUCCUAUCUUUAUCAUCAGGAAGACACAGUUGUUCCCCUUUGGAUCCAAAGUAGAUCUCCAGAUGUACAGCUAGUGUCAUUUCUUCAGGGAGGGUUAUUUCUUUUAUAUUAGCUAUAAAAUGUGAGGUUAAGAGUUGAAAUAUGCUUCGGAUUCCCUCCCUCCCCAAAGGCUACUAUCUAAUUUGAUGAACAUAAAGUAGAAUGUAUUGCAGGUUCUAAGUUAUGUUCCCCUGGAUUAUGCUGCUCAUAAAUUUAGAUAAUUGUUAUCCCUCUGUUGUGUAGAUUUUCAUUUUCUCCUUCCUUGGAAUUUCCCUGAAGUUAAGAGUGGGUCAAAAUCUUAACUGCAGUUUUUGAUCAAAUGCCUCUUUUCGUAUCCUUGGAAUUGAAUGAGUCCUUGGUUUUUCAUAGGGAAGGUUAAACUGGUUAAGCAAAGUAUUAGGGAUAUUUCAUUUCCAAUUCAUUUACAGUUUUUCUGCUUUCUGCAAACCAUGCUUUGUCACUUUGAGAAAAAGCCCCUAGGAUGUUGAGGGUCUGAAAAGUUGAUGAGUUCAAUGUGUUAUUAUAUUUAGGGUCCCAGUCAAGGAGGAGAACUGAAGCAACUCUGAGACACAAGGACACACCUUCCUGUCAGAUAUGGAAAAUAGUUCACAGGACAGUGACUCAAUGGAGGAUAACAGCUUCCCUCCAUGAAGAAGAGGUUGCCAUUUCUCUGGAUUUCAUGUCUACCCACAUUUUGUUGUUGUUAUUGUUCUCCCUAUAUGUUUUUUGGGCUAUGUCCAAGAGCCCUAAAGAAGGUAGAAGAGGCAUGAAACCACGUAUAAGCUACACAGGUGAUCAAAAACAAGUGGUGGGAUUGGAAAUGCAGAAGCAAAAGUUCAAAUAAAUAUUUAGCAGAACACUAUA
This is a messenger RNA of Lutra lutra (Eurasian river otter), 3178 nucleotides long. It is a transcript of the gene ZNF286A, whose product is annotated as zinc finger protein 286A. NCBI's taxonomy places the organism in Eukaryota, Metazoa, Chordata, Mammalia, Carnivora, Mustelidae. The transcript has 7 exons. The record is from RefSeq and is a predicted model, not a curated record. The coding region runs from base 306 to 1883 and encodes 525 amino acids. Gene Ontology annotation, biological process: regulation of transcription by RNA polymerase II. Gene Ontology annotation, molecular function: RNA polymerase II cis-regulatory region sequence-specific DNA binding; DNA-binding transcription factor activity.